AUUGCUUCAGGUUGUCACACCAGAUGACUAUUAAUCUUUCAAAUUGAUAUCUCGGAAUAAAUGUAUCGUCACAACGUGAUAGUAGGAGGUAUGGUUACCUUGUAUUUAUACACCAUUGAAAGUAACAGAAUAGUUCGUAGAAGUGCGCCUAGUUGGUAUUGGUUGAUAUGUAUAUAAAGCGUCGGUAGUGCUAUGUUUCAUUUCACUGUGAAAUAUCUGGGUGAUUUCUUAAACACAAGUAACAUUCUGCCUCGGUGUACCUUAGCAUAACUCAGAGUGUGCCGAUUUUGUAGAAAAUUUUGUUUCAAGCAUAAAGAUUUGGAAGACUAUACUGGCUAACCUAUACAAAUAUGGGUUUACUCUCUGAAGGAAAUCCUUUAAGCUGGGAAGAAACAAAAAAUCUUGGCGAUCAUGUACGAAAACAUGGGAUUAUUCAAUUUAUUAACUUGUAUAAAAGACUCAGAGAUCGUCAAGGUGAUGUGCUGAAAUGGGGCGAUGAGUAAUAUUAAGUCUUUAUGGAGACCUGAGUAUGGUGCUUAUAUGGUAGAAGGAACACCAGGGAAACCAUAUGGUGGACUACUAUUUCAUUUUAAUGUUGUUGAAGCUAACAUGAGAUAUAGAAGACAAGAAGCUUCGAAAUUACUUAAACCUAACGAAGUUCUAAUGUCUUUAACUAAUUUCCCAAGAUCAGGAGCUCCUGAUUUCACAGACCCUCCGACACAACCAACUCCAAGUUCUGGUGUAUCAAGAAGUUUAUUCUUUCCAGAUGAUGCUAUAUACCCAGGUCAUCCACGAUUCAAAACAUUAACAAGAAAUAUAAGACAACGACGUGGAGAAAAAGUGGCAAUAAAUAUUCCUAUAUAUAAGGAUAAAAAUGUUCCAAAUCCUUUUAAAGAAGAUUUUGGAAAUUUGACUGAAAGCGAAUCUAGUAAUGCAGCAAAAGAAGAUCAUAUUUAUAUGGAUGCAAUGGGAUUUGGAAUGGGGUGCUGUUGUUUGCAGCUUACUUUUCAGGCUUGCAAUAUAGAAGAAGCUAGAACAUUAUAUGAUCAAUUAACACCUUUAUGUCCAAUAAUGUUAGCUCUAACCGCUGCCAGCCCACUUUAUCGAGGAUAUAUAAGCGAUGUAGAUUGUCGAUGGAAUGUGAUAUCGUGUUCUGUUGACUGCAGAACACAGGAAGAACGCGGUUUGAAACCUCUAAAGGAAAACAAAUUUAGAAUUAGUAAAUCUAGAUACGAUUCCAUCGACUCGUAUCUUAGCGACCAAGGAGAAAAGUAUAAUGACGUUCCUUUAAUGUACGAUCACGAAAUAUACAAACAACUGAUGGAUAAUGGAAUUGACAGAUUAUUAGCACAACAUAUAGCCCAUUUAUUUAUUAGAGACACUGUAUCCUUGUUUUCUGAGAAAGUAUAUCAAAAUGAUGAAGAAGACACUGAUCACUUUGAAAACAUUCAAUCUACCAAUUGGCAAACAAUGCGAUUUAAGCCUCCUCCACCAAAUUCUUCUAUAGGGUGGCGCGUUGAGUUUCGACCGUGCGAGGCACAAAUUACCGAUUUCGAAAACGCUGCAAUAGUUUGUUUUAUUGUCCUUCUUACGAGAGUUAUCUUAAGUUACAAAUUAAACUUGUUGAUACCAAUUAGUAAAGUUGAUAAAAAUAUGGCUAGAGCACAAAGGAGAGAUGCAAUCAAGACAGAAAAAUUUUGGUUCCGUCGAAAUAUCACAUCGGACACGAAAAACGACGAUGGUCAACCAGAAUGUUCAGAAUAUACCAUUGAUGAAAUUAUCAAUGGAAAGGAUGACGUGUUUCCUGGUUUAGUACCAUUGGUAAAUUCAUAUUUGGCUAGUAUGGAUGUAGAUGUUGACACUCACUGUUCCAUACAAGCAUAUAUGAAAUUAAUACAAAAGAGAGCUUCUGGAGAAUUGUUAACAACUGCUGCAUGGUUGAGGAAGGAAGUUGUUUCACAUCCAGAAUACAAAAACGACUCUAUAAUAACUCAACGUAUUAACUAUGAUUUACUAAAGAAAAUACAGAAGAUUGUAUCAAAUGAGAUAUCAUGUCCAGAGCUACACGGGACGUGUAUAUCGUCUAAAACGAAUGAAACUAUACCUGCAGCAGUUGCAAAAGCGGAAAAGGUUCCAUUGUCUAUUAAUCAUUAAUAAUUUAAUACGCUUAUGUAGAUUAUAUUAAUUCGGAUAAAAUUUUAGUUUAUUUUAUUACACUACGAAUAUUUUGCAUACUUAGUGUGAAUAAUUAAUACUCUUACACGGAUACUUAACGCUUGUUACUUACAUUCAAUAACUCAAAAACUUGUAAAUAAUUACAUUCCAAGGAACAAAUUUAUUUUGUAGCAUUUUAAAAUGCAACUGUUUGUGAAGAUGUUUACAUAGGGUGUGAUUAAAAAGUUCCAAAAGUGUAGUUUUAGAUAGAUUUGGGAGAGCACUCUAUGAAGUAAUAUCUUCCUUCAUAAAUGCAAUGAGUCCGCCUCUUUUUACAGGUGGUAAAUUUUAUGCCAUUUUCUUAAUGACUAUAUUUGACGUCUCAAAGUGGCAUCUACUUAAUCGUUUUUCAUUUUGAGAAACAAAAGAAACUGGCUGGAGUUUGAUCUCGAGAAUAUGUUAAUUGCAGAACAGUUGAUUCUAUGUUAUAGAAAUGUGGCAUUUAGAUAUGUAUUAUCCGUGUUUCUUAUUGCUACAUUGUCAACAAAUUGUACAGUUCUGUAACUUUACUUAAUGAUCAUUAUGUUGGAACUUUUUCGUCAUACUUUGUAUUUAAAAAUUAAAAGAAAAGCAGUCACUUUGUAUGGUUUGUAUGUAUAUAUAGUCAUACAUUAUUUUUUUACAAUACUAUUACUACACCAUUCAUGAUGAAUGUCAUUGUUUGUCUUAUUGUGAAAAAAUAGUUACUUAUCACUACAUUAUGUGGCAUUUUUAAGGUAUACAUUUUAAGAGAACGAAUAUUUAUAUUACAAGAAAUAAACUAUAUCGUACGCAUGCAUAAAAGUUUUAAUUAUUUAAUACUCUUAUUCUUGCCUUUUUAUACUAGUUUUAUAGGAAAUAUAGGUGUUCCAUAGCAGAGCUAUUGAUUGUACUACUAAGACUUGGUAUUGCAGGGGUACAAAAUAAAAGUUACAUAAUUGUACCAUAGGCCACACCUGAAAGAAACGUUGUAAUUAUAGAUCCAUUACAUACAUACAAAAUAAAAUUAUAAACAUUA
Messenger RNA from Megalopta genalis, 3211 nucleotides. The record is from RefSeq and is a predicted model, not a curated record. NCBI's taxonomy places the organism in Eukaryota, Metazoa, Arthropoda, Insecta, Hymenoptera, Halictidae.